UCCUAUGAGUACUAUGAAAUGAAAAUAGGCAUAUGCAUCAAAAAAUUACUCAUUGCCUUUCAUACUUUGUUGAUACUUGAGUCUGAGUCCAAAAAGAUUUCAGUUCGAGUAACACACGAAGAAAGUUUUGUAGUUCAAGGGGGUGGGGAUCAGGAUGUUGUUGAGAUGGUGGACCCAGAAAUGAGGAUUGCUAUAGAAAAGGAUUUAAUCUACGAGGAGCUGCUCUACAGAGCCAGUCAUAACAUUGAUAACAACUCACACACAAAUAAAGAUGUUCUCCACCAUAAAAGUGAAGGUAAUCCAAUGAUAAAGAAAGAAAGGGAAGAACUGUUAAAAAUGAUGGAUUCUAAUCCACAAAAUGGCCAGUUUGAUAUACAUGAUACAGUGCCUGGGGAUUCUAAGUCUGUACUAAAAACUAGUGAUGGAUAUCCUGAACAUAAAACCUCAACAGUCAUUUACAGAGGAGCAACUGAAACAGUUAUUUACAGACAGAGAGGAGCAACUGAAAAAAAUGGAAUACCCAAAGAUUACAGAGACAAAAAAUUGAUGGAUGAAAUAAAAUCUGUGUUAAAAGAAAAUAGAAUGCAGAGAUCCAGGUUAAAAUCAAACAUAAUAAAGAAUGAGGAUAGUAACUCUCACAUCAUAAAUAAAAACCAAAAAGAUCUGCUAAACAAUCUUUAUAAUAGGACACCAUUCUUUGGUUCAAAUUCAAAUCCAAUAAAAAAAAAUGUUUCUGACUUAUUAAAAAAGAUGCAAGAGAUAGACAGGAAUGAUCAAAGAAUAGAGGACCAGAUUGUGCCCUCAGUGGAUCUAUCUGAUGAAGAGCAGAGGGAGGGACCACAGACAAGUAGGCCACCAAGGGAGGGACCACAGAUAAUUAGGCCACCAAGAGUCCGACGACAGAUAGACAUCAAUGCCUUAGCUGAUGCUCAUUUUGAAACCAAAAACCUCUCUUCCUCAGGAGGAUCUAGAAAUCAUUCAGAUAGCAUCCAGGUGAUAACAAAUGAGGACGUUGAUGGGCUCAAUAAGAAAGCUGGAGAGAGGCAAGCUGACCUGCUACGGUACUUGGGAAUGACUCUCUUAUCUGUGGCUGGAUUCUCCUUUAUAUGUUACUGUUUUAUCAAGGAUCCUAAGCGCUGUAUUGCAUUGUUUGGUACCGGAUGUCCUUGCUGUAUUGUCUGUAUGCCUUGCAUUAAAUGGUAUGAAAAGAGGAUUCGGGCAAAAAUUGAUGUAAAGGCAAUGAUGACAGAGAACGUGAAUCGUUACCUUCCGGGGUGCAUCAUCCAUGAUGACGGAACCAUAGAAGCUUACGAAGCUACUCAAAAAGAGAUUGACAUUGCUGUUGAAAUUAUUGAAAUAGUCAAUGAAUGAUCUUUAAUGACAUAUUGCAAGUUCAAAAAUAUACACAUGAAUUUCAUACUAUUACUAUACUUCAUACUAUUAGGAUGGUGCUCUGUUGGUUAUAUAGUGAAAUGCAUAAAUUCUAUAGAAAUUUAUUUCCAUCUAGUUAUCUCUUUUCUCAGUCCAUUCUUGUCAAUAUCUGAGGCAUAGGCAGUUAAAAGGUUACAAACUUUUGUGUCGAUUAGAUUUGUCUAUUUUCCUUGGCAAGAGAUAUUUUGCAUUUACAUGGUUCUAUGUGUCAAGAAGACAGGACUGAAUCUUGCUUACCAAGUGAUCAAGGAACAAUGAGACACACCAAUAAUCCUUAGAAUCUGGUAUGGGAGAUUUGCUCUAUAGAUUUGUCUUAGGCAUUGCCUGAGGGAUAUAUCUCAAAGUCUGUGGUGACUUCAACUUGGUAAUCAAAAUCAGUUUAGAGAAUUGUGGUUGCUUUUGGUGUCUUACUGGUUGGAAUAAAAUUGUAUCUAUCUUGUU
Messenger RNA from Saccostrea echinata, 1872 nucleotides. RefSeq lists its product as uncharacterized. Lineage: Eukaryota; Metazoa; Mollusca; Bivalvia; Ostreida; Ostreidae. The record is from RefSeq and is a predicted model, not a curated record. The coding region runs from base 19 to 1371 and encodes 450 amino acids. The transcript is spliced from 5 exons.